AUGGCGAGGCGGUCGGUGCAUCGGAGGCAGGAGUUCAGCUUCGCGGGGGACUCGCCGACGCCGUCGCCGUCGCGGGGCGCGCUGCCUCCCCGGCCGCCGGUGGCGGCGACGGCGAACCCGAUGGCGCCGCGCGCGGGGGAGGAGGACUUCCGCUGGCUGCAGGCGUCGGGGCAAGGCUCGCCCGAGUCCGGCUCCGGCUCCGGCACGCCGUCGCCGCAGCUCUGGGCGCACCGCGAGCAGGACCACCACCACGACCGGCUCUACCCGGCCUCCGCCGGGAGCUCCCCGUCGCGCGCGCAGGCCAUCGCCGGCUACCGCCGCGAGAUGCUCGACCUCGUCCGCGGCCUCCCCGAGGCCGCCUACGAGCUCUCUCUCCGCGACAUCGUCGAGUCCCGGCCAUCCCCGCUCCCUCCUCCUCCACCACCACCACCGCCACCCCCGACCCAACCGUACGCCGUCGCUAUGCAAGAACGAGGAGGCGGCGAGCCCAAGAAGGACGUCCCUGCGGCAGCCAUAGACAACGACGAGGCCAAGAAACCGAGCGACAGCGGUGGCAAGAAACAGGGGAAGGCAAGAAAGCAGAGGACGAUGGGGAGGACGCGAAGCCGGAGCAUGGAGCGCAGCGUGAGCCUGGACACCGGCCUGCUCAUCAAGCUCUUCCUGCCGCUCUCCGGCGGCCGGAAGAAGAAGGUGUCGCCCAAGCCCGCCGCGGUCGCCCCCGCCAAGGACGGCAGGAAGAAGACCAAGACGAAGAAGAAGAAGAAGCAGGGGAAGAAGGAGGAGGAGGAGGAGUGGUGGAAGAAGAGCGAGUUCAGCCAGGCGGGCAGCAGCAGCGGCAGCAGCAACAGCAGCGCCAGCAGGAACAGUGGAAUUGGAAUUGGAAAUGGAAAUGGCGGCAGCGAUCCAAAAGCUCCGACCAGGAGUAGGAGCAGAAAGAGAAUCGGGUGCUAUGGUUUCUUCGGGGCAAACAAGGGCAAAAAUGGGGUCAUCCAGGAAUAA
Molecule: messenger RNA, 999 nt
Organism: Triticum turgidum subsp. durum (durum wheat)
Lineage: Eukaryota; Viridiplantae; Streptophyta; Magnoliopsida; Poales; Poaceae
Source: the annotation of a GenBank genome assembly